UUUUGUUGCCGGUAGUUGCACACUACACUUUGUGCAGUGUCGAAAGAACCGCCGGCACCGUUCCCGAAAAAUUGAUUUGGCGCUGACAAACCAAAAAAAAAAAAUUAAAUUAAAUUAAUUAAAAUUACAAAGAAAAAAAUAUAAAUACAAUUUAAGAAACCAGAAACGCACGCACUGAAACAUCUGAUGAUAAUUAUAAAUAAGUUAAUUUAAUAAAGACAGAGGAAAUAUUUUGGAACUUCUUUUUGCACCGGGAUAUGCACGGCGGGCUUCUCGAGAUUGCAGUGUCGGAAAUAAUAUCGCGAAGCGUAUAAAGUAAUCCAACUACUCCACUCCAACAAACAACAGUACCUGAAUCAACAACAAAUUUCGACGAACGACAAAAGUUCGUUUCACUCUCUGCACCUUAUCCGGAACAUUGCGGGACUUUCCCUAAUUGAAUUGAGGAUUAUUAAAUAGAGCAAUUGCAUCCAGUCGAAAUGCAUUGCUCACGGAUUCGUUGAGAUUCAGCUUCGCGCUUGCAUUCACCCGGCGGUAACUCAACCACUAACAGCCAACAAUUUUAUAAACGGGGGCAUGGAGUCGGGGGCACAGCAGUUCUGCCUUAAGUGGAAUAGCUUUGGUAGCAAUUUGGCGACGUCGUUCAGUAACUUGUUCAAGAGUGAGACCUUAGCGGACGUGACGCUCUUCUGCGAUGGCGUUUCUUUCAGGGCGCACAAGCUCAUCCUCGCCGCUUGUAGCAAACACCUCGCAGACCUCUUCGAGACGGCGCCGCUCCAUCAAAACCUUUUGGUCAUAUUGGACGGCACGUCGGCCGUCAAUAUGGCAGCACUCCUAGAAUUCAUGUACAAAGGGGAAGUGCACGUUUCGCAGGAUUCCCUAUCGAGUUUCCUGAAAGCCGCCGAAUGCCUGCAGGUGAAAGGGUUAAGCAUCGAACAUGAGAAAUUGGUGCGAAGCCAGAGCAUGGAUCCGUCUGGCAACGGCGAAAUGGAAAGCCCAACAAGCAGAAGCAGUAACGGCAGCAAUAAGCCACUCAAAGUAGAAGCAGAUAUGCCACCACAGAGUCCCUCGUCGUAUUCUCCAGCCAUGUCACCUUACCUCCAGCAUCACCAUUACAGACAGCCGUACGAUAGGAGGCCGUUGCGCAGCCCGACCCUUCAGGAAAGGGCGAGCGUUUUACGCGAUGGUAGCAAAUCCGGACGACCUCCAUCACCGGGCCCCAUGUCACUCGCCUACCGUCCCUCGAGCAGUUCCUCGUGCUCCCUGCCCCCUUCGCAGCAACCGGAAGCGGAUGCCGCAUUACCAGAAAGAUUUGAAAACGACCCUCAAGCUACUGCACUCAUUUGUCCACCAUCAGAAGCCAACUCCGCUGACCAUUGCCAUCGCGACCCUGGAUGUCCAGAAGAUCUUCGAAUGAAACUUGACCCAACUCCCAUACAAGAAGAACCUUUGAGCAGUACAGGCAAUUCCAACAGUAUCGUCCCUAUGAACACAGCAAUUGCAAACGGAGCUUCACUAGGAAUGUACGACGCUGCAGAUACCAAUAUGAACAAAGACCGCGAUCUGAUACCAACGACGCUAUGGAACUCAGUUACUAGUAAAUUAUCCAAGACAGGUGCCAUUACCACACCAGACGGUAAAAAGUUGAAGUGCCCUUUCUGUGAACGUCUGUAUGGUUAUGAAACGAAUUUGAGGGCGCACAUAAGGCAAAGGCAUCAAGGUAUUCGAGUUCCAUGUCCGUUCUGUUCGCGAACGUUCACUAGGAACAACACAGUACGUAGACAUAUUGCUAGAGAACACAAAACAGAGCUGAGUCUGAAAGCGUUCCAGCAACAAGUUCACAACCCCUAGUAGCAGUAAACUGUUUAAAAUAAUUAUAUCACACACGUAAGUAUCCGAAGAGCUGGUCUCUGAGGAACAAUCGGAUUAUGUACCUUCCCAAAUAAUUAUAA
This is a messenger RNA of Nicrophorus vespilloides, 1952 nucleotides long. RefSeq names its product protein bric-a-brac 1 (gene chinmo). The transcript has 5 exons. Gene Ontology annotation, biological process: regulation of transcription by RNA polymerase II. Gene Ontology annotation, molecular function: protein binding. Lineage: Eukaryota; Metazoa; Arthropoda; Insecta; Coleoptera; Silphidae. The record is from RefSeq and is a predicted model, not a curated record. Gene Ontology annotation, cellular component: nucleus. The coding region runs from base 577 to 1851 and encodes 424 amino acids.